AUGGGUGUGGCGUUGGCCAGGUCGGCACAGUGGACUGCUUCGGGGUAUGAGACUGGAACCCUGGAAAUCACUCCUCUGAAUGAGUCGAUACUGAAUGAAAUUACUAAGUUCGUGGAGUCUUUUUCUUAUAAAUAUCCCCAAGAGGCAAAAUUUGUUUUUGUAGAACCACUUGAGUGGAAAACAUAUUUGGAACCCUCAGCAUUUGAAUCGGGCUAUGUUGUCAGCUCGACAACAGUGGAAUCAGAAGAGGUUGAUAAAGAUGGACAGCCCCUGCUGCUUCUCUCUGUACCUUAUAUUAAAGUCAGGAGCUUUGGGCAACUGUCACAGUUGUUAUGCGUGGCCACAGACAGCAAGCAGCAGGAAGUACAGGCCUGUAUCGAAGCGAACAGAGACCCCAUAGUGAAGAUCCUGGGUCCAGAUUACGAUGAGAUGAAGGAGGAGUCCACGAGCUUGGCCCUUCUUGAUACGAUCAUCAAAGAUAAAGAGCUGUACAUUAAAAGGAAAGUCGCCAUCCUGCUGAAGCAGCUGGACCUGCACCUGCUCAACCAUUCCCUGAAGCACAUUUCACUGGAGAUCAGUUUGAAUCCAGGGACUUUUAAGAAAGAUAUUGAGUUGCUCAAACGUUUCUCAGGAAAAGGGGAGCAGACAGUGCUGGAAUGGAUCGAUUACACUUCAGAUUAUGAAUUUUCAAAUGGGUGUCGAGCCCCACCAUGGAGACAGAUUCAAGGGGAAAUGUGUUACGUGAUGGUGAAGCCACACGACGUGGAAACUCUGUGCCUCACCUGCAGCACAGAAGGGGUGUUUCUAAAUGGUGGGAAGGCAGAAGAGGAGGGAGAGAUUGACUAUGAGAGAAAAGGUGAAGUUUACAAGGACAUUGUGACAUGUUUAAAGGACCAAUCACCAGUAUUUUCAGAGAAUAUGUCUAAGCAGGAGAUUAGAUUUAAUGAGGAGCAACAGAAGGAUAGUCAGAUUUUUGAGAAACCCAAGACAGAAGAUGGGCCCUCAUCUACAACUGGCUCAGAGAAAAGUAAAGUUGAAAAGCUUUACUUUGGGAAAAGUCAUAUGACCAAGAGAUUAGAGCCAAGCUUAAACUGGAGAGCAACUGUUGAUUACAAAGACCACAAAAGCUCUACAAAGGAUAGCCAAGAGGAAAAACAAGGAAAAUUAGAAAAGUCAUCGACAUCUGUUUCCACGAGCCGUGGGCAGUUACUUCGUAAGGGUGGUGAGAAGGUUGAGGAGACCGUCAGUGAGAGCUCCUCAGAAAGUGAGGAGGAUGAGGAGCCUCUAGACCACCGCCAGGAAGCCAAUGCAGACCUCCCAUCGGAAUACUGGCAGAUUCAGAAGCUGGUGAAAUACUUAAAGGGGGGAAACCAGACAGCAACUGUAAUUGCCUUGUGUUCCAUGAGGGAUUUCAACCUCGCUCAAGAGACCUGUCAGCUGGCGAUUAGAGAUGUUGGAGGUCUUGAAGUCUUAAUAAAUCUGCUUGAUACGGAUGAAGUCAAAUGCAAGAUUGGUUCAUUAAAAAUCCUGAAGGAAAUCAGUCAUAAUCCUCAAAUCAGACGUAAUAUUGUUGACCUUGGGGGCCUACCAAUUAUGGUUAAUAUACUUGAUUCUUCACACAAGAGUCUUAAGUGUUUGGCAGCUGAGACGAUAGCAAAUGUUGCCAAGUUCAAGAGAGCCCGUCGAGCAGUGAGACAGCACGGAGGCAUUACCAAGCUGGUUGCUCUAUUGGACUGUGGACAAAAUUCAUCAGAACCAGCUCAGCCAAGCCUGUAUGAAACCAGGGACGUAGAAGUGGCUCGAUGCGGGGCUUUGGCCCUCUGGAGCUGCAGUAAGAGUCACUCGAACAAGGAAGCCAUUCGUAAAGCUGGGGGCAUCCCCUUGUUGGCUCGGCUGCUGAAGACCUCGCAUGAAAACAUGCUCAUCCCAGUGGUGGGAACACUGCAAGAAUGUGCAUCAGAGGAAAACUACCGAGCUGCCAUCAAGGCAGAGAGGAUCAUAGAGAACCUCGUGAAGAACUUGAACAGCGAGAACGAGCAGCUGCAGGAGCAUUGUGCCAUGGCCAUCUACCAGUGUGCUGAAGAUGAGGAAACCCGAGACUUGGUUAGACUGCAUGGAGGCCUUAAACCCCUGGCCACUCUACUGAACAACACAGACAAUAAAGAAAGAUUAGCUGCUGUUACUGGGGCAAUCUGGAAGUGCUCCAUCAGCAAAGAGAAUGUGAUUAAGUUUCGAGAAUACAAAGCCAUUGAGACACUGGUGGGACUUUUGACUGAUCAGCCUGAAGAAGUGCUCGUGAAUGUGGUUGGGGCCUUGGGAGAAUGCUGUCAAGAAUAUGAAAACCGGGUCCUAGUCCGGAAGUGUGGUGGCAUCCAACCUCUCGUGAACCUCCUGGUUGGAAUAAACCAAGCACUUCUUGUGAAUGUCACAAAAGCUGUUGGUGCAUGCGCAGUAGAACCAGAAAGUAUGGCGAUAAUUGAUCGCUUAGAUGGAGUUCGCUUAUUGUGGUCUCUGCUCAAAAACCCACACCCAGACGUGAAGGCCAGUGCAGCGUGGGCACUCUGUCCCUGCAUUGAAAAUGCGAAGGAUGCUGGAGAAAUGGUUCGCUCCUUUGUUGGUGGUCUGGAACUUGUUGUCAACCUACUGAAGUCAGACAAUAAAGAGGUCCUGGCAAGUGUCUGUGCCGCUAUCACCAACAUAGCAAAAGACCAGGAGAACUUAGCUGUUAUUACAGACCAUGGAGUCGUCCCUCUUUUGUCCAAACUCGCCAAUACAAAUAACGACAAGCUGAGACGUCACCUGGCAGAAGCUAUCUCACGCUGCUGUAUGUGGGGAAGGAACAGAGUGGCUUUCGGGGAGCACAAAGCAGUGGCCCCACUGGUGCGUUAUCUGAAGUCAAAUGAUACCAACGUGCAUCGAGCUACAGCCCAGGCCUUGUACCAGCUCUCGGAAGAUGCCGAUAACUGCAUCACCAUGCACGAGAACGGUGCUGUAAAGCUUUUACUGGAUAUGGUUGGGUCCCCAGACCAGGAUCUCCAGGAAGCAGCUGCUGGUUGUAUAUCCAACAUCCGAAGACUGGCUCUCGCUACGGAGAAGGCUAAAUACAAUUGAAAUGUGGGCGGACACAAGCUACCAAAUGUUCUGUCCAAGGAUAUACCACUCCCUUGGCCAGGAAGCCAGACUUGAGAAGCAUUCAUCAACCAAUCCUUCAAACAGCCUAAAGAAAAAAAAAUACAUGGAUUAAAACACAAAUACUUUUGGCUGAAAA
Messenger RNA from Rattus rattus (black rat), 3268 nucleotides. It is a transcript of the gene Odad2, whose product is annotated as armadillo repeat containing 4. Bases 1 to 3111 code for a protein of 1036 amino acids. The transcript has 19 exons. NCBI's taxonomy places the organism in Eukaryota, Metazoa, Chordata, Mammalia, Rodentia, Muridae. The record is from RefSeq and is a predicted model, not a curated record. Gene Ontology annotation, molecular function: protein binding.